GUUGCGUGAGACACGCAUGCGCACAUUUACAAAUAAACAAUAUGGCAGCCUCAUUUCAUCUUCUCACAUCUGCGGGGAGAAUUAUUUUACAAAGAAACUUACUCAAGAGUAAUUAUCUCUGCGGGCGGCGGCUGUUGGCUACUCGGGCUGCCCACCAGGUGGCGCUAAAUGUCCCAGAAACUAAAGUUACUACUUUAGAAAACGGACUGCGGGUGGCUUCAGAGGACUCCGGCCUUACUACGUGCACAGUGGGGCUGUGGAUAGAUGCUGGCAGUCGCUAUGAGAAUGAGAGGAAUAACGGCACAGCACACUUCUUGGAGCACAUGGCAUUUAAGGGCACCAGGAAACGCUCUCAGCUGGACCUGGAGUUGGAGAUAGAGAACAUGGGAGCUCAUCUGAACGCGUACACAUCCCGGGAGCAGACGGUCUACUAUGCCAAAGCGUUCUCAAAGGAUCUCCCACGAGCUGUUGAAAUCCUGGCUGACAUCAUUCAGAACAGCACACUCGGUGAAGCGGAGAUCGAACGGGAGCGCGGCGUGAUCCUCAGAGAGAUGCAGGAAGUGGAGACCAAUCUGCAGGAGGUGGUGUUUGAUUACCUGCACGCCACAGCUUACCAGUCUACAGCACUGGGCAGGACCAUCCUCGGCCCCACGGAGAACAUCAAGACGAUCAACAGAGGAGACCUGGUGGAGUACAUCACCACCCACUACAGAGGACCCAGGAUAGUUCUGGCUGCUGCCGGAGGGGUUUGUCACGAUGAGCUCAUCAGUUUGGCCAGGUACCACUUUGGAAAACUUCCCAGCAGGAACCAGGGUGAAGCUCCAGCUCUGCCACUGUGUCACUUCACAGGAAGUGAGAUUCGUGUGCGUGAUGACAAAAUGCCCCUGGCUUACAUUGCCAUCGCUGUGGAAGCGGUGGGCUGGUCUCACCCAGACACCAUCCCCCUGAUGGUGGCCAACACACUGAUUGGAAACUGGGACCGCUCGUUUGGUGGAGGCGUGAAUCUGUCUAGUAAACUGGCUCAGAUGGCCUGUCAGGGAAACCUGUGCCACAGCUUCCAGUCCUUCAACACCUGCUACACGGACACGGGCCUGUGGGGGUUGUACAUGGUGUGUGAGCCUGGGACCAUCAGCGACAUGAUGCACUUCACUCAGAGGGAGUGGAUGUCUCUCUGUACGAGUGUGACAGAAGCCGAGGUGGCUCGGGCCAAGAACCUGCUCAAGACCAACAUGCUCCUGCAUCUGGAUGGGUCCACCCCCAUCUGCGAGGACAUCGGCAGACAGAUGCUGUGCUACAGUCGCAGGAUCCCGCUGCAUGAACUGGAGGCCCGGAUUGAUGCCAUUGAUGCCAACACCAUCAAGGAGGUGUGCACCAAAUACAUCUACAACAGGGCCCCGGCUAUUGCAGCUGUUGGUCCAAUCGAGCAACUGCCCGACUACAGCCAGAUCCGCAGUGGGAUGUUCUGGAUGAAAACUUAAGCAGAACCCUCAGAAAUGAUAACUGUACAGCAUAAAGAAGGAAAAACAAUAUUUAAGUCUUGUCUUUAGUCUUUUUUAUUAUAAAAUAAAGAAUAACACAAUAACAUUAAAAUAAGACAGAUUCUA
Molecule: messenger RNA, 1604 nt
Organism: Nothobranchius furzeri (turquoise killifish)
Lineage: Eukaryota; Metazoa; Chordata; Actinopteri; Cyprinodontiformes; Nothobranchiidae
Gene: pmpcb
Product: peptidase, mitochondrial processing subunit beta
Cellular component (GO): mitochondrion
Molecular function (GO): metal ion binding; metalloendopeptidase activity
Source: RefSeq, a predicted model, not a curated record